Hyposmocoma kahamanoa is the source of this 1279-nucleotide messenger RNA. RefSeq lists its product as uncharacterized. The transcript has 3 exons. Lineage: Eukaryota; Metazoa; Arthropoda; Insecta; Lepidoptera; Cosmopterigidae. The coding region runs from base 145 to 1272 and encodes 375 amino acids. The record is from RefSeq and is a predicted model, not a curated record.
GCUUCUGCUGCCAACUUGAUACCCAUACAUUCAGCCUGGAAUACUGUGUUAUGGUUGCCAAGCGGUGUUGAAAUCCUGAUAUUGGGGUCUUCAGAAAAUACCCCAGUACCUGUUCCUGCAUUUAUUUUGGACCCGUCAGUGAAGAUGCGAACCUCUUUGGGGUCAAAAGGAUGUUUUCUUUUACCCACCGUGACAACAACGCUACAGAAGACUUCCGACUCCGAUCAAAGGAGAGAACAUAGAGAGAAAUGCCAAAGAAUCAUUGAUUAUGUGUUUGGAAAUGGACCGUUUCCUUAUUCUGAUAUCAAGGGAACCAAUGAAUUUUAUGAAGAAGAUAUAGCCCAAAUAAUAGCACAACAGAAACAAAACACUGACGGUGAAAAGCAAACCCAAAACAAAGAGGAGGAAACCGUCAAGAUAGAGACAGUUGUUACCUCAGAAGAUCAGCCAGAAAUUAUAACUAUACGUAAAGACAAAGAAGUACCUUCAUCAGAUAGUUCAACGAAAUCCCUAGAUUGCGAUGAAGAGGUCCACUUAGCUGUAGUUGACUACAAACAUGCAAAAUCAAGUACAAAUGACGUUAUAACGUCUUUACCUCACUCUGAAGGUCAGAGCCCUAAGGUAAAUAAAAUUCAAGAGUUAGACUGGGACCAUCAAUGGAAGAAAUCAAGUACAACUAUUACACCGAAGCCAUUUGAAUUAAAACUAAUAAAGCCACUUGUAACAUGUCAUCACAAAAUGACAGAUACUAAAUGUCAUGAUAAAAUAAAUACGUCUGAUGAUGAGUUUUUGUAUGAAAAUAGUUGUGGUGAAGAAAUUCGCAAAGAAUUAACUAAAAGAACCAAUAAAAUGGCAAAAAGAGAAAUUACCUCUAACGUCGCUGGAUAUCGAAAAAACACACAAGAUAAUAGUGGUGCUGAAAAUGAAGUAAAAGCUAUUGCUGACGUUAAAAGAAACGAAGUGAAAAAAAAUUCUCAUAGAAUAACAAUUAAUGAGUUCACAGAUGAUACACAACAAAUGAUGAACACAGAAAAUCCAGGUCAUAGAUUGAUACAUAUAACUAAUGAGAAACAAAAUAAUAAUUUAAAACCGAUGACGGAAAACUCAGCUGAGAUGCAGCAUAUUAACACGCCUCAUGUGCAGCAUAAAGUUCUAUCAAGUAAGACAACAGCAAUGACAAACGUUAAAUCUUCUUCCAAAACCAAACCGAAUUCAGACCAAGUUUUCGUGAGUAAACCUAAAACGUUAAAACUUCUUCCAAAACCAAACUGAAUUCAGA